GCGCACACAAUCAACAAGCAGAUAGACACGGGACACCCCUGCCGUUCAGAGUUUGAGUUGUCGAGCCAUCUCUCAUUUGGUACCUAAGUUCGACAGAUCACAGAUAAUAUGGAGUUCAUCGGAGACGCCGACGGUUUCGGCCUCGACUUCAUCCGCGACCUCCUGCUGGGCGGCGACGGCCGCGACGCCCCUGUAGUUUCCGACGACGUCACCUUCCCCGUCCUGCAACCUCAACCGGAGUUCCAGCCCAUGUCGUCGUUCCUGCCACAGCAGCAGGGCCAGGGGUAUGGGUACAUAGACCUGACGCAAGAGUACACGGCCCCUGCUCCGGUUGCCCCUGCUUUAGGCGAGGCGGUGUUCCGGGCGCAGGAGCCGGCGCCACCGGUGAUGAUAAAGUUCGGGAGCGAGCCGCCUUCCCCCGUCAGCGUCCAGCCGCCGCUGACCAUCUCCGUGCCCCCGAGCUCGUACGCGUGGGCGGGAGCGGCGCCCGCGGCCGUCGAGGACUACCGCAAGUACCGCGGCGUGCGGCAGCGCCCCUGGGGCAAGUACGCGGCGGAGAUCCGCGACCCGAAGCGCCGGGGCUCGCGCGUGUGGCUCGGCACGUACGACACGCCCGUCGAGGCGGCGCGCGCGUACGACCGCGCCGCGUUCCGGAUGCGCGGCGCCAAGGCCAUCCUCAACUUCCCCAACGAGGUGGGCACCCGCGGCGCGGACCUCUGGGCCCCACCCCCGCCGCCCGCUCCGGCGACGCAGGCCGCCGCCGCGGCGAACAAGCGGAAGCGGCAGCACCCGGAGGACACCGACGACGUGGAGGUGGUCGCGGUAGUGAACAAGGCCGUGAAGCGCGAGGAGGCGCCGCCGCCGCCGCCGUCGACCCAGGUGCCCUCCCCGUCGCCGUCAUCCAUGUCGACGCGUGAGACCACCGUCUCGUCGACGGUGACGUCGACUGCGACAGAGACGAGCGCAGGUGCGGAGUGUCUCUCCGUGACGCCGUCGAGCGGGAGCAGCUGGGAGCAGUACUGGGAGGCGUUGCUCGGCGGCCUGCCGCCGCUCUCGCCGCUGUCGCCGCACCCGACGUUGGGAUUUCCGCAGCUCAUCGUUAACUAACGAGCAAGCCUGUGUGGAGUGGAAGUGCUACCACUGAAGAUCGACAUCAUCGUCAUGUCCGCGUGCUGAUCUAGGAUUUGCACAUCUGCAAGGGGGUUGGGCCACAGAUCUAUAUGUUGAAAUAACUCACUAGGUAGUUACAACUAGGAAGGACUAGCUCGCUUUG
Messenger RNA from Panicum virgatum (switchgrass), 1273 nucleotides. Its product is annotated as ethylene-responsive transcription factor ERF105-like. Bases 109 to 1107 code for a protein of 332 amino acids. Gene Ontology annotation, molecular function: DNA binding; DNA-binding transcription factor activity. Gene Ontology annotation, biological process: regulation of DNA-templated transcription; ethylene-activated signaling pathway. The record is from RefSeq and is a predicted model, not a curated record. The transcript has a single exon. NCBI's taxonomy places the organism in Eukaryota, Viridiplantae, Streptophyta, Magnoliopsida, Poales, Poaceae.